Molecule: messenger RNA, 230 nt
Organism: Drosophila serrata
Lineage: Eukaryota; Metazoa; Arthropoda; Insecta; Diptera; Drosophilidae
Product: bomanin Short 3-like
Biological process (GO): defense response
Source: RefSeq, a predicted model, not a curated record
GAUCAGCAAAUUAGUUGCUCAUUUCAUUUCGCAAUAUGAAGCUGCUUUCGGUUGCCUUUCUUCUCGGCCUUUUGGCUCUGGCCAGCGCCACUCCUUUGAACCCCGGCAAUGUGAUCAUCAAUGGCGAUUGCAGGGUUUGCAAUGUUCGAGGCGAUUAACAAUUUUACUAAAAUAAAUGAAUGCUGAAUUGUGAAAAUUAUGAAAUAAAAUGAGUUCUUUAAAUCAUUGAA